AUGGCGGAACGUGAAGAACUAGCUGCGAGAGAAGAUGUUAUCGAAUAUUUAAGACAUGGUUUUAACCUUUAUGAAGAACUGAUACGUAAUUCAUUUACUAAUGAUGCUGCUGUUGCUGAGUUAGUAGUUAUUAGAUGUGAGGAAUUCGUUUGCGGUUUAUCUUUGUUCUAUCAUGCUGUGCCAUGGCCGGAGGACGUUUGUCUAAUUUUUCAAGAAGUUAUUGGAGAAUUUCAAGAACGUAUUUCGAGACUUAUUGAGCGAUUUAACUUCUUCGAUGAUAAUGACGACUGUAACUAUGCUUGCCCGCUUGAAGAGAACGUUAGAAGACGUGCAGGUCGACCUCGAUUUCUCAUCCCAAAGCAGCAACUUGAAGGUUUACGUUCACUGCAUUUUUCCUGGCAAAAGAUAGCCCUGAUGCUUGGUGUUUCAGAGAGAACAGUACGUAGACGCCGGAGUGAACUUGGAAUGACAUUAGGUCAGGUAUUAAACUAUAGUGAAAUAGAUGAUGAUGAGCUAGACGCAUUUGUCCAACGCAUCUUACACUAUUCUCCAAACUCUGGUGAAAGAAUGGUCAUAGGAGCAUUAAAGGGGUAUGGUGUUAAAGUACAAAGAGAGAGAGUACGACAAUCUAUCCGAAGAAUAGAUCCUGUUAGCAGGGAAUUACGUAGAAGAACUGCCAUCCAUCGGAGAGUAUACAGUGUCAGAACACCUAAUGCAUUAUGGUAUGAAUUUUUGUGUUUAUAUAUUUUAAUAGCUGCAACUGAUGCAACCCAAAGCAAUGAAUCAUGGCAACUAUGCAUGUUAUUGGUAUCUCAUGUCAUGAUCUUAUAUUUUUUGGAAAAGACCUGA
Paramuricea clavata is the source of this 849-nucleotide messenger RNA. NCBI's taxonomy places the organism in Eukaryota, Metazoa, Cnidaria, Anthozoa, Malacalcyonacea, Plexauridae. The record is from the annotation of a GenBank genome assembly.